AAAUUGUCGAAAAUUAUUGACAAUUAUAAUGACAACCAAUUGAGUGAUGAAUCGGAAGAGCACCGGGAGAUACAGGGAUUAAAUAAAGUGUUGGAUGAGAAUAGUGGUGACCCGGAAGGGCAUGUGGUGUCAGAGGAGACACAAGUAGUGCAGACUUUGGACACAGAGGUCGACGACAGAGACAGAGAUGAGACGGAAAGACCGAAAGAGAUGUCGGAAGUAGAAGAGGGCGGAGAGAGUGGUGUCGGAGAAGAGGUUGACAGAGAAGACAGCGUUGAUUGUGAACCGAUUGCCAGCACUAGUAGUUCGUGUGCUAAGAGUGUCUCCAAUGAUCGCCCAUUUGUGUGUUUAUAUCCCAAUUGUGUCAAACGCUUCACUCAGAAGUCAACUCUCAAUCGACACAAACGCUUUCAUUCGGGCGAAAAGCCAUUGAAAUGUGAAUAUUUAGAUUGCGGUCAAUGUUUUGCGCGCAAAGACUAUUUAUGUGACACAAAAGGAUCUUAUAAGGGAUGUGAUCAGAGGUUUGCGACGGAUUCGCAUUUAAUUCGUCACAAACGGGUCCACUCGGGAGAGAAACCGUUUGUCUGCGAUGUCAUGGAUUGCGACAAACGAUUCGCACAGAAAAUCAAUUUAAAAAGACACAAAAAUGUCGUUCCCUUGAAACUCACACCAUUUGCCUGCGAUGACAUCAAUUGUAGCAAACGUUUUACACGACAAUAUGAUCUGGAUCGUCACAAAUGCGUACAUUCAAGAAACACAUAA
Oppiella nova is the source of this 762-nucleotide messenger RNA. Lineage: Eukaryota; Metazoa; Arthropoda; Arachnida; Sarcoptiformes; Oppiidae. The record is from the annotation of a GenBank genome assembly.